Klebsormidium nitens is the source of this 1859-nucleotide messenger RNA. The record is from the annotation of a GenBank genome assembly. Lineage: Eukaryota; Viridiplantae; Streptophyta; Klebsormidiophyceae; Klebsormidiales; Klebsormidiaceae.
CAAUCUGCAGACAAAAUGGCCGGUGCAAAGUCGAUGGUCAGCAGAUCACCGACUCCGACCAACAAGCUGUGAAUUAAGGCUGUGCGGGUUUGGAUUGGGAGCUUUCGCAUUCCAAAAAGAUCUUUGCAGCAUUUCGUGGUGCUGGUAUAACUUGUGAAAUGCUGAAGUGUGGUGGAGAAAGAAGCUUGACUUGCGCAACUGACACGCCCACCGACGCGCCACCGCAUCGUUGAGCUUCUGGACACACACCGGACUAGGCUGAAAGGAAUCGCAUUGCUUUCGAGUCACAGAAGGGGCAACUGAAGUUGGCGGGAUGGCUAAUGCCAAUGGCGAUGCAUUCUACCUGAGAGAAUCCAUUCCCCCCACAAGCACUGGUGAACUGGAUAGCCUAACGUUUGCUGUCAAGGAUUGCAUUGAUGUGAAGGGCAUGAUCACCUACUUCGGCAACCCUGACUGGGGCCGGACUCAUGCUGUUCCUCAAGAGUCCUCCCCAGUGGUCGAAGCACUGCUCGCAGCUGGCGCCAAGUGUGUGGGCAAGACCAUCAUGUGUGAAAUGGCCUCCAGCAUUCGUGGCGAAAAUGAGCACUUUGGCACCCCCACAAACCCCGCAGCGCCUGGGAGGGAACCCGGAGGGUCGUCCAGCGGUUCAGCGGUAGCUGUGGCGUCAGGAGAAGUGGACUUCGCACUUGGCACUGACACAAGCGGAAGCAGCCGCAUCCCCCCUGCCUACUGCGGCGUUCUCGGCAUUCGGCCAACGCAUGGGGCCCUGUCUACUGAACACGUGGCACCGCUGAGCCCUAGCCUGGACACCGUAGGCUGGUUUGCGAGGGAUCCCCUCGUUUUCGAAAAGGUCGGGCGCGUCCUCCUUCCGCCGCCCCGGUCCCCGCCCCGCCCCCCCAAGCAGCUGCUCAUUCCUAGCGAGGUGUGGGAGCUGUCAGAGGGCGUGCCGAACGCGCGCAUCAUCUCGCAGGUCAAGGGCGCGCUGCGGGACACCAUCCGAGCGGACAGAAUCCGGCACAUCAAGCUGAGCCCCCAGCUCCAGGCGGGCAUCCCCUCUUUGGCCUACUUUACCGCACGCCCCUUCUUCCAGGCGUCCACCCCCUUACUCGCGCUCACUGCGGCCGCUGACACCAUCAUGUGGCUAGAGUUUCUAGAUAUACACGGGAAGUGGAUCGAAGAAACGAAGCCGAAGCUGGGGAAGGAGCUGACCGGCAUUCUUGCCCGAGCUCGGGAGUGGCCGCAGGACGCCCUGCCUCACGCGCGGCAGGCGCAAAAAGAGGCCCAAGCGUUCUUCGACGAGCUUCUAGAGGACGACGCGCUGCUGUGCGUGCCGACCACCGCCGGCCUGCCGCCUGCGGUGGGCUCCCCGCCGGACGUGCUGGCGCCGUUUGAGGCGCGCGCCGAACCGCUCGUGUCGUUGAGCGCGCUUGCGGGCUUUCCACAGGUGACACUACCGGCCGGGAAGUCGGACGAAGGCUGGCCUCUUGCGGUGGGGCUUGCAGCACAGCGGGGUUCGGACUUGUUUCUGUUGGAGGCGGUCACCCUUCUGGCGCAGCGAUUAACAGUUUCAUGAGAGACCUUUUUGGAAUCCCGGUUGCUAUCGGCGGGCCGUUAGCUGAGCGUGGAUGCAUCAACUCCGAUGCGUAUUCUGACAUUGUGCGUCAACGACCCAGUCCGGCUCUGACAUUAUCUGCUCCGGUCACUGACUCAAGGUGACCUUAUUUGGCUGCCAUCUAGCUCGUGCCGCCAGACCUUAUCCGCAAGUGUGUCGGACUGAGACCUUCUGACAUUGAACUGUCUUGCUAUGUGGACAAGCGGUGUCCGUCCUUGACAGGCGCUGAAUGCAUCUCAUAUAAGUG